CUCCUUUUCGUGCUCCGGCCAUGGCGAACCCUAAUUCGCUCUGCUUGAUCCUCCUCCUCUCUUCUCUCGCCCUCGCCUCGCCUCUGCCACCGUCUUCUUCGAAGAGAAAUUCGAAGGUAUCAUCGUUGUCUCCCUUUCUUAAGAAUCAAACCUCUUAACUAAUGAACUCCAUCUCUCUUCCCGCAAAACCCUUCUUCCUCGUCUCCAGGAAACCCCUCUUCUCCUUCUCCCUUCACAUAAUCCCCGCCAUUAAAAUGUCAACUUUCACCAACAACCCUUCUGAGCUUUCCCCUUCUAUUUCCCUCCAAAACUACCCUAAACCCUUAUCCCCACCUCUUCCCGCCAUCUCCAAGGAGAUAGAGCUCGCCAGAGCCAUGUCCGCCUCUUCAAGAUCCAGCCUUUUCUCCUUGUCAGCGUCUGAAGUCUUGUUUGAAGAUCAAUGGCUGAUGGCCGUCAAUAAACCUCAAGGAAUUUACUGCGAGGCCGUCUUGACAUCCGUCCCAGCUCUUCUCCUUUCCCGCUCAAAAACCGCCCCAGUCGUACCGGCCAUUGAUGUUUGUGUUGCCGAUAAUACAAAGGGAUCCCCGGAGCUCCACCUGGCGAAUCGGCUCGAUCGGGACACGAGCGGCGUGAUGAUCAUCACCAAGUCGCACAAGGUAGCCGCUAAGCUAGUCAAGGCAUUUACUGAUCACAAGGUGAGGAAGACUUACAUUGCUUCAUGCGUUGGUCCAUCUCCAGAUUGGAAAAGGAUUACAGUUAAAUCAGGUCACGGUCGGUCCAAAUUCGGGGCGUGGCGUGUCUAUGCAGUAUCAGAUGCGGGGCGAAUCUUGCCAGGUGGCUCUUCGGUUAGGGACAUGGAGACUUCAUUCGAGGUGUUGUCUGUGAAUGGGAAGAUAAGAAGCUUAGGAGAAUCAUUAGAGGAAGAAUGUGGGGAAACUAUAGUUGUUAAGGAGAAAUCAGUGAAAUGUGGUAAUAAUAGUGGUGGUGGUGAAAUGCAGGAUGAGGUUUUGAUUAGGGCGUUUCCUAGGAGUGGAAGGACUCAUCAAAUUCGCUUGCAUUGUCAGUUUAUCGGGUUGUCGAUAAAGGGUGAUGUGAAGUAUGAAGGUGUUCAUGAGUGGGAUGGGAAAGUGUGUAGUGGCCAUGAAUUACAUGCAGAGAGCUUGUCUUUUGAGCAUCCUAUGACUGGUCUUCCCAUGAAGGUUCAUGCGCCUCUGCCUUCAUGGGCGACUCAUUUGUUGCCCGAAUCAUAGGAUCAGUUUUGGUGGACAACUAGGUUGGGAGGUGGUAGAUGCAUAUGUUGCUCAAUUUUGACGGCAUGGGAGCUGGUACGUUGGAAUCUUGAACGAAUAGGAGAAUGGUUCAUGUUGUUGCUCGUUGAGAAAACUGCCUUUUUGCCCCAGGUGAUAGUUUGCUUUGUUAUGAUGAGAGCUUUUCUUUUUAGCAUCAUGUUACUGGUCUUGCCAUGAAAGUUCAUGCGCCUUUGCAUUCACGCUGUUGCUUGAAUAGUAGGAUUCUAUGUGGCCUUCUGUCUUCUGAAGUUCAUGUGGAUGCACAGAUGGGUCGUAGGUGGUUGAUGCUUAUCAAUUGACUAAAUAUGUGCUUGUAAAGUUGGAAUCUUGAAGGAAUUAUUACGAUUGUUCAUGUUGGGGCUUGUUGAGAAAGCCAUAGCCUUUUGGCUUCAACAUUGAGUUAGGUUAAUUAAUAUAUCUAUGGCGAAUUCUUGAUUCCUGUCCCUGACCUGUUUAUUAUGAAGUCUUAAAAUUGUUGUUAUUGCCAUCUACCCAUAUAGAAAGAAGGGGAGAAGUAUGGACAAGAUAUGUUGAAAACAUGGGACUUUUCCUUUUCCUUUUUUCCAACAUUGAAGAAAUCAACUGUUUUGUCUCAACAAGAUGUCAAGCUUUUACAGGAAUUCUGACUCUGUUUGGCCAAUGCUUAACCUUCAUCUCCCUGAAAUAUGCAUCUCAUCCCUGCAAGCUUUAGGAUCCAGCUCUACUUGUUUUUACCACCAAGAUCAUCUGUAUGUACUCAUCUGCGGCCAGUGAAGUACAGGCUACAGAG
Molecule: messenger RNA, 2058 nt
Organism: Linum tenue
Lineage: Eukaryota; Viridiplantae; Streptophyta; Magnoliopsida; Malpighiales; Linaceae
Source: the annotation of a GenBank genome assembly